Messenger RNA from Mustela erminea (ermine), 2780 nucleotides. It is a transcript of the gene FZD2, whose product is annotated as frizzled class receptor 2. The transcript has a single exon. The record is from RefSeq and is a predicted model, not a curated record. The coding region runs from base 21 to 1721 and encodes 566 amino acids. Gene Ontology annotation, cellular component: plasma membrane. Lineage: Eukaryota; Metazoa; Chordata; Mammalia; Carnivora; Mustelidae. Gene Ontology annotation, biological process: non-canonical Wnt signaling pathway; canonical Wnt signaling pathway. Gene Ontology annotation, molecular function: Wnt receptor activity; Wnt-protein binding.
AGUGGGGGGCGGCGGCCAGCAUGCGGCCCCGCAGCGCCCUGCCCCGCCUGCUGCUGCCGCUGCUGCUGCUGCCGGCCGCUGGGCCGGCCCAGUUCCACGGGGAGAAGGGCAUCUCCAUCCCAGACCACGGCUUCUGCCAACCCAUCUCCAUCCCGCUGUGCACGGACAUCGCCUACAACCAGACCAUCAUGCCCAACCUUCUGGGCCACACGAACCAGGAGGACGCGGGCCUGGAGGUGCACCAAUUCUACCCGUUGGUGAAGGUGCAGUGCUCCCCCGAACUGCGCUUCUUCUUGUGCUCCAUGUACGCGCCCGUGUGCACCGUGCUGGAGCAGGCCAUCCCGCCGUGCCGCUCCAUCUGCGAGCGCGCGCGCCAGGGCUGCGAGGCGCUCAUGAACAAGUUCGGCUUCCAGUGGCCCGAGCGCCUGCGCUGCGAACACUUUCCGCGCCACGGCGCAGAGCAGAUCUGCGUGGGCCAGAACCACUCCGAGGACGGCACGCCGGCGCUGCUCACCACCGCACCUCCGCCGGGCCUGCAGCCGGGGGCCGGGGGCACCCCGGGCGGCCCGGGCGGCGGCGGCGGCUCUCCCCCGCGCUACGCCACGCUGGAGCACCCGUUCCACUGCCCGCGCGUUCUCAAGGUGCCGUCCUAUCUCAGCUACAAGUUCCUGGGCGAGCGCGACUGCGCGGCGCCCUGCGAGCCCGCGCGGCCCGACGGCUCCAUGUUCUUCUCGCAGGAGGAGACGCGCUUUGCGCGCCUCUGGAUCCUCACCUGGUCUGUGCUGUGCUGCGCCUCCACCUUCUUCACCGUCACCACCUACCUGGUGGACAUGCAGCGUUUCCGCUACCCCGAGCGGCCCAUCAUCUUUCUGUCGGGCUGCUACACUAUGGUUUCGGUGGCCUACAUCGCGGGCUUCGUGCUCCAGGAGCGCGUCGUGUGUAACGAGCGCUUUUCCGAGGACGGCUACCGCACGGUCGUGCAGGGCACCAAGAAGGAGGGCUGCACCAUUCUCUUCAUGAUGCUCUACUUCUUCAGCAUGGCCAGUUCCAUCUGGUGGGUCAUCCUGUCGCUCACUUGGUUCCUGGCGGCGGGCAUGAAGUGGGGCCACGAGGCCAUCGAGGCCAACUCGCAGUACUUCCACCUGGCCGCGUGGGCCGUGCCGGCGGUCAAGACCAUCACGAUCCUGGCCAUGGGCCAGAUUGACGGCGACCUGCUGAGCGGCGUGUGCUUCGUGGGCCUCAAUAGCCUGGACCCGCUGCGGGGCUUCGUGCUGGCGCCGCUCUUCGUGUACCUGUUUAUCGGCACGUCCUUCCUCCUGGCCGGCUUCGUGUCCCUCUUUCGCAUCCGCACCAUCAUGAAGCACGACGGCACCAAGACGGAGAAGCUGGAGCGGCUGAUGGUGCGCAUCGGCGUCUUCUCGGUGCUCUACACCGUGCCCGCCACCAUCGUCAUCGCCUGCUACUUCUACGAGCAGGCCUUUCGAGAGCACUGGGAGCGCUCGUGGGUGAGCCAGCACUGCAAGAGCCUGGCCAUCCCGUGCCCGGCGCACUACACGCCGCGCAUGUCGCCCGACUUCACCGUCUACAUGAUCAAAUACCUCAUGACGCUCAUCGUGGGCAUCACGUCGGGCUUUUGGAUCUGGUCCGGCAAGACGUUGCACUCGUGGAGAAAGUUCUACACCCGGCUCACCAACAGCCGGCACGGCGAGACCACCGUGUGAGGGGCUGCCCCAGCAGCCGUGUACCCAGGCGGGCCUCUCCCCCCCACCCCGCCCGCGCGCCCGCACGGGGCGUUGGGGGGGCGCCUUGCCUCUGCGGGGGUGGGGGUGGGGGGCCUCCUACAGACUCCUUAUUUUAUUUUUUUAAAUAAAGAACAAUCGAAACCAUUUCUCUUUUAGGUUGCUUUUAAAGAGAACUCUGUUCGAUGCCCCCAGCAGGUUUGUAAUUAAAACUGUAAAUAGUCUUGUAAAUUUAAUUAUAUAUUUUCUAUUUAAAAGAAAAACGGAAAAAAAAGGGGGGAGCGCCAAGGGGCCCCGAGGCUGAGGAAUGAAGGGAGGGGGCUUUGGGGGGCGUCCUCUCCUUUCUUCAGUGCCCUUUUCAAACACCAUCCCCUACUUUGGUUCGAAUAUUUUGGUGUUUUGGCAGGGCUGGGCCUGCUGGAAGAGGUGUUUCUGGGACGAGGUGGAUGGAGGAGGGGGUUAGAUUCAACUCCCAGAGCCAAAUCUGUGAGCCUUCUCGCUGGGCCUGUGGAAGUCGCUGGGUGUUUCCGAACAAGACUUGGGUUCCUCUUGUUUUAUUCCCUUUCUCUCCCCACAUGACCUGUCUCCUUCACUCGAUCUUUGGAGCAUUCCCCAAAGAGAUCGGGCUAACCCCGCGAGUGGGAUGGGGGGACAGGGCGAGAUGGGGUGCGGAAUGGCCGCCUCCCCCCGCAGGCUGGAAGAUCAUUCUUCUCUUUGACUUUUCUUUUCAGCUUGCUGCCCCAAGCGCUUGGAGUGGGCAGAAAGUGCUUUGUAGUGCUUUGUGAAAUGUGUUCCGAAACAAAACCGCCCCCCACCCCACCUCCGCCACUACCUUGAGUACCAAUCCUGACUGUCUCCAUUUUUAGGGAGAGCCUUAGCUCACAAAUGUUGGGGUUCUGAGAUGCCCUUGUGUCUUUCCCCUUCCCUUGUAGUUGGCUCCCUGCCACUUCCCAACCGAAUAUCUUCUCUGGCAUUCAGUUAAGAAGUUUGCAGGUUGGUUUGUGCUUUAUGUGUGGGUUUUUGUUGUCCCCCCCCCCCCCC